AUGGAUCCGGUGGUCAACAGCUGCGUGAGGAACCCCCAGCCCCCAGCUCCCGUCUGGGGCUGCCUUCGAAAUCCCCACUCGGAAGGCAGCAGCGCCUCAGGGCUGCCCCAUUACCCACCAACCCCGUUUUCCUUCCACCAAAAGUCCGAUUUCCCAGCGACAGCAGCAUACCCCGACUUCUCUACUUCCUGCCUGGCAGCCACCCCACACAGCCUGCCCCGCGCUGAGCGAAUCUUCAAUGAGCAGCAUCCUGCCUUCCCACAGACCCCUGACUGGCACUUCCCCAUCUCUGAAGCGGGGCAAAGGCUCAACCUAGGCCCAGCUGGGAGCGCCAGAGAGAUGGGGGCUGGCAGCCCCGGCCUGGUGGACGGCACAGGAGGAUUGGGUGAGGACUGCAUGGUGCUUGGGACGAUCGCCCACGAGACGGAGAAGAAAUCAUCCAGAAGGAAAAAAGAGAGGUCAGACAACCCAGAGAAUGGAGGAGGAAAGCCCGAAGGCAGCAGCAAGGCCCGGAAGGAAAGGACGGCUUUCACCAAGGAGCAGCUACGGGAGCUAGAGGCUGAGUUCGCCCACCAUAACUACCUGACCAGGCUCCGUAGAUACGAGAUUGCAGUCAACCUGGACCUUUCAGAGCGGCAGGUCAAAGUGUGGUUCCAGAACCGGAGAAUGAAGUGGAAGCGUGUGAAGGGGGGUCAGCCCGUGUCCCCACAGGAGCAGGACCCAGAGGAUGGAGACUCUGCAGCUUCUCCAAGUUCAGAGUGAGAUGCUCCAAAGACCAAAACCAAGAAAGACUGAACGAACGCCCUUUCUAACUCCCACCACCCACUCCCACCCUCACAUCUUCUGGACCCACCCAGGCAGCCUGCCCACACUCGUACGUAGAUGUGGAGUUGCCCAGUGUGUGGGAGCCUUGAAUUUCCCAGAAGGUUUAGCCCAGCAUCGCCCCAGUCUCAGCAUCCCCUUCCCCAGGGCUUCAACUUUCCACACUCUCUUGAACUCCACAGGACCCAGCGGACUGGGAAACUCUAGAAACAGAACCUGGGACACUCUUUUCUGGGUCUCUUGGCUGCUACCCACACCUACCAUCCCCCUCCUAUAUCAAGGUCUCCUCUGGGUCUGGCCCCAUAUGGCCUGUGCAGAAUCCAUUCCUUGGUACCAGCUGGUGACUUGUGAAAGCAAAACCCUCUCCAGAUGUUCACACCGUUGAGUGGAAGGCCAGAAGGUGGCUCCUGUCUCUAAGGACGGAGAGACUAGCACAAGAGCUGAUGGAUGACGACCUAGACACAUGGACCUCAGGCUGCAGCAUCCUGUGUGCUCUAAGGACUCUGACUGCAAAUGAAGACAGGAAAACAAUCCAUCUUCCUCCAUGGGAUGCAUCUGGACCUGUCCUGCAUGUUCCCCAAAGCUAUUUUGUGGGAAGAACUCCCAGGUUCACACACAUGGGCAGCUCAAAUCUCAGACCCAACUUGUAAGGAUGCCGCUGUGAGGACUGGUGGGCAGACAGCCUUGGGCAGCAGUAUCCUUGGAGGAGACCCCGUAUGCCUCAGUAUUAGAUGGUAGGUCUCGCGGGUCCUGCUGUUGUUGCAGAAGGAGGUCAGCAAGUGUUUGGAUUUCUUGCAUGUAGAUUUGAUUGCCAGUGUUUAAAAAUAACCCCGGUUCUCCACCCCACCCCAUCAAGACAGAAGCUGUGGAAAAUGAUUGUCAAAGGAGAUGGCAAGUUAAAGCAUGUAUCAGUUUCCCCCUAAAGCAUACUUCAUAUGGUUUUUUUUUUUCUAAGAUUAUGUCAAAAAAUUGUGCAAGGUCAAUUCACUUUGUAAGAAAACUCUCGGAGAAAUAAAUCAACCAAAAAAAAAAAAAAAAAAAAAAAGCAGUUUC
Rattus rattus (black rat) is the source of this 1875-nucleotide messenger RNA. RefSeq names its product mesenchyme homeobox 1 (gene Meox1). Gene Ontology annotation, cellular component: nucleus. The record is from RefSeq and is a predicted model, not a curated record. Gene Ontology annotation, molecular function: DNA-binding transcription factor activity, RNA polymerase II-specific; RNA polymerase II cis-regulatory region sequence-specific DNA binding. The transcript is spliced from 3 exons. The coding region runs from base 1 to 762 and encodes 253 amino acids. Gene Ontology annotation, biological process: positive regulation of transcription by RNA polymerase II. Lineage: Eukaryota; Metazoa; Chordata; Mammalia; Rodentia; Muridae.